Messenger RNA from Aspergillus pseudonomiae, 855 nucleotides. RefSeq lists its product as uncharacterized. The coding region runs from base 1 to 855 and encodes 284 amino acids. NCBI's taxonomy places the organism in Eukaryota, Fungi, Ascomycota, Eurotiomycetes, Eurotiales, Aspergillaceae. The record is from RefSeq and is a predicted model, not a curated record. Gene Ontology annotation, molecular function: protein kinase activity; ATP binding. Gene Ontology annotation, biological process: protein phosphorylation. The transcript has 2 exons.
AUGAGCUAUCCAAUAAUCCUUUACCCUGAGGGUGUUCAACGGCCCAUGGUCGCGUUUGGUUCCUCCGGUCUCGUUUGUCGCGACUCCCGCAAUGAUGCCGAAGUUUUAAAAAGUCCGCUUCGGUAUAAUUUGAGUAGAUGUAGCGAAAGUACCGUGAUCUUUAUAAAAGAGGAAGAGUCGUUCUCUUCAGCAUGCAUAGAGAGAGAGAAAUUUAUUUACCAGUCUCUUCCCAAACACAAGGAUAUUCUCGAGUGCCUUGGUAUCACAGAGGCUGGUAUUCGAUUUCCAUAUAUACAGACUGGACAUCUGCGUGAUUAUAUUCGAAAGAAUUCUUCGUGUCUGGAUAGUCAGACUAAGAAUACUUGGAUACGAAGCGCCGUUCAUGCAACUGAAUUCGUUCAUCGCCAUUCCAUUCUUUGCGACUUUGCAGGCUCUGGCAUCGAUAAUAUGCCUUCAUUCGUGACGGAAGAAGACCGAUACAGAAAGUCGCCAGACUCGCCUCGGACGUUCCAGACAGACUUGUUCGCUCUUGGAUGCCUUAUAUUCGAGAUUGUGGUUGGCUCACGCCCGUAUGAAGAAAUCGCUGAUAAAGACUGGGAAAAAAUUGCGGAAAACUACGACCGCGGGAUCUUUCCCCCGGUGGAGGGCUUGAAAUAUGGGGAGAUCAUUUACAAAUGCUGGACGUCCCAAUAUAUGGAUGCCCGCCAACUCCUAUCGGAUAUCGAGAACAUCGACGACACAAAAGUGGAUCUGUUGUCAUUUUUGAUAGUCAACUACCCAGAACGGGCCCUUCUCCCACUUGGACUAGUGUCAGCUUGUAUGCUUGCCUUUUGUAUUUACCAGAGACACAAAUAA